CUCCUCACCCCAGUCGCUGAGAGAGAAAAGAUAUCGAACUCCCGCGAACCUUCGGAGCGCGCACGGGGCGGGCGAGCGAGCGAGAGAGAGAGAUGGCGUACGGCGGCGGCAGGAGGGGCUCUUCCAGGUGGGGCCUUCCGAUGGUGAGGUCGGACGCGCUCGGCAAGCUGGGGCCCUCCUUCGGCAUCGGCGCCGGCUGCGGCGUCGGCGUCGGGGUCGGCCUCAUCGGCGGCGCAGGAAUUGGAGCUGGAUUCCCUGGUUUACAGCUAGGAUUUGGAGCUGGUGCUGGAUGUGGAAUAGGAAUAGGUUUUGGCUAUGGUUUUGGAAAGGGAAUUGCAUAUGACGAGAAUGGUAAAUAUUCAAACAUCAGGAGAUCAUUUCAGAACUCCAGGAGCCUUCCUUAUGACCAAGAGUUUGAUAUCCUUUUUGACGAGGUGAUGGAGAGCACCAGGAAGCUGAUCAAAGCGACGACAAAGGAGAUCGACAAGUGGAGGCGCAUGUAGAGCGAACAGCACACCACAUGAACAAACAGGGAUUCAGCGAGAUACGCCGUCAGUAUUCUACCCUCGUGAAGGAUCAAUUUCGUCAAGGCACAUGCAAGGAUGCUAGCGUCAUGUGACCGCGACGCCAUUCCCGCCCCACGGGAAUAUCCUGCGCGGCGUCGCUGUCGGCAGCACAUUGUUCAUCUGUAAAACGCCUGUUUCGCAUUGAAAUGCUGGGAGAAUCGCCUCAAAUCAAACCUUUCUCCAUCGCCUUAAGCAUGGUGUCUGUAUUUAAUUUGAUUAGCAGUCAACGUCACCUCGCUGGA
This is a messenger RNA of Hordeum vulgare subsp. vulgare (domesticated barley), 808 nucleotides long. RefSeq names its product protein TRIGALACTOSYLDIACYLGLYCEROL 5, chloroplastic-like. Bases 93 to 503 code for a protein of 136 amino acids. The transcript has 4 exons. The record is from RefSeq and is a predicted model, not a curated record. Lineage: Eukaryota; Viridiplantae; Streptophyta; Magnoliopsida; Poales; Poaceae.